GAGAGUAUGGCCCAGGAAGCAAAAAGACCACUGUUUUCAGAGGGAAGGAAACGUGCAACUUUGGGGGAAGUGGAGGGGAUCCUCCUGCCAAGUACAACAGUGAAUAACUGGGACCAAAUACAGAAAUUCAAGGCCAAGGAUGAUGAUCUUCUCAUCUGUACCUAUCCUAAGUCAGGAACAACAUGGACUCAGGAAAUUGUGGACAUGAUUGAACAGAAUGGAGAUGUGGAAAAGUGUCAACGAUCAGUCAUUCAUCUUCGGCAUCCUUUCAUCGAGUGGUCACUUUUACCUCAACCUUCCGGUGUGGACCAAGCCAAUACAAUGCCCUCUCCUCGGAUACUGAAGACACACCUUCCCUCCCAACUAUUGCCUCCAUCCUUCUGGGAAAGCACCUGUAAGAUCAUUUAUGUAGCUCGCAAUGCCAAAGACUGCAUGGUAUCCUAUUACCAUUUCCAAAGGAUGAGCCAAACACUCCCUGAACCAGGAACGUGGGAAGAAUAUUUUGAAAACUUCAUGAAUGGGAAAGUGAGCUGUGGCCCCUGGUAUGACCAUGUUAAAGGAUGGUGGAAGGCAAAAGACAAACACCAAAUUCUCUUCCUUUUUUAUGAGGACAUGAAAGAGAAUCCAAAGCGUGAAAUUCAGAAGGUGAUGAAGUUCAUGGGAAAGAACCUGGAUGAAAUGAUACUGGAUAAAAUUGUACAGGAAACGUCAUUUGAGAAAAUGAAAGAAAAUCCCAUGAUAAACCGCUCCACAGUGCCCAAAACUAUUAUGGACCAAUCCAUUUCCCCCUUCAUGAGAAAGGGAAUUGUUGGAGAUUGGAAAAACCACUUCACUGUGGCUCAGAAUGAGAAAUUUAACAAUGACUAUAAGAAGAAGAUGGAAGGAACCUCUCUAACCUUCCGCAUGGAAAUAUGA
This is a messenger RNA of Vombatus ursinus (common wombat), 915 nucleotides long. RefSeq names its product sulfotransferase 1C2-like. The coding region runs from base 7 to 915 and encodes 302 amino acids. NCBI's taxonomy places the organism in Eukaryota, Metazoa, Chordata, Mammalia, Diprotodontia, Vombatidae. Gene Ontology annotation, cellular component: cytoplasm. Gene Ontology annotation, biological process: sulfation. Gene Ontology annotation, molecular function: sulfotransferase activity. The record is from RefSeq and is a predicted model, not a curated record. The transcript is spliced from 7 exons.